Messenger RNA from Cutaneotrichosporon oleaginosum, 1345 nucleotides. RefSeq lists its product as uncharacterized. The record is from RefSeq and is a predicted model, not a curated record. Gene Ontology annotation, cellular component: mitochondrial outer membrane. Gene Ontology annotation, biological process: monoatomic anion transmembrane transport. Gene Ontology annotation, molecular function: voltage-gated monoatomic anion channel activity. NCBI's taxonomy places the organism in Eukaryota, Fungi, Basidiomycota, Tremellomycetes, Trichosporonales, Trichosporonaceae.
CCCUCUCUUCUCUUCUCCUUUUGCCGCCCACUUUCCACUUUCUCCAUCUUCUUGUUUACUUCUACGCAACCCACCCUCAAUCAUCCACAAUGCCCCAGCCCGUUCCCCCCUCCUGGAAGGACCUCGGCAAGUCCGCCUCGGACCUGCUCGAGAAGGACUACCCCAUCCACGGCACCUCGCUCGAGGUCAAGACCCUCACCCCCUCCAACGUCGCCUUCAAGGUCGCCGGCACCCGCGACUCGGCCUCCAACGUCAUCACCGGUGACAUUGAGGGCAAGUACACUGACUUCAAGAACGGCUUGACCGUCACCCAGGCCUGGACCACCUCAAACCUCCUCCGCACCCAGGUUGAGCUCGAGAACCAGCUCGCCAACGGCCUCAAGCUCGACCUCAACACCACCCUCAACCCUGCCAAGUCGCAGAAGGCCGCCAUCCUCACCGCCAUCUACAAGCAGCCCUCGGUCCACACCCGUGCCGUCGCCGACGUCUUCAAGGGCCCCACCUUCACCGCUGACGCCGUUGUCGGCCACGAUGGCUUCCUUGUCGGUGGUGAGGCGUCGUACGACGUCCAGGCUGGCAAGCUUAACCGCUACGCCGCCGCCAUCGGCUACUCGGCCCCCGAGUACGCCGUUACCAUCCGCUCGCUCCAGAACCUCUCCAUCUACUCGGCCUCGUACUACCACAAGGUCUCGAAGGACGUUGAGGCUGGUGCCCGUGCCGUCUACGACACCAAGGCCACCACCGGUGGUGUCUCGAUCGAGGUCGGCACCAAGGCGUACCUCGACAACGCCGCCUUUGUCAAGGCCAAGAUCAACAACGCUGGUCUCCUUGUCCUCGGCUACACCCAGGCUCUCCGCCCCGGCGUCAAGGCCUCGUUUGGCCUUGCCCUCGACACCACCAAGCUCAACGACACUGCCGCCGGCAACGCCGCCCACAAGGUCGGCGCCUCGUUCACCUUCAACUCGUAAACUAUUGUACUACGGGGAGACGGAAGCAGGACAAGGGAAUGCAGAGUGGUUGCAAAUGCGGGAAACGCAGAGGUACUUAAGUGUUCACGAGGCGAAGCUACGAGGGUUGCGUGCAUUGACUGUGUAGCUGACGACCUUGGCGGCUGACGGCUGAUGGGCUGCGGCGGCGCGGCGAGCUGACAUGAGCAGGAGGAUGAAUAUCAUUUGGUGUCGUCGGUACUCGGCUUGAGAACCGUUGAAGCCUGAUCGCACCUGAACAGCGUUGCUGCGACGCGUCGGCAAGAGUGCUCGGCUAAUAACCUUUGUCCCAUGCUGGUCUCGCAUGCCAGACUCAUUUUAAGAGCUAGUCAAUUGACUAUGUAAAACAGAGAAUCCCC